This is a messenger RNA of Symbiodinium natans, 306 nucleotides long. The record is from the annotation of a GenBank genome assembly. NCBI's taxonomy places the organism in Eukaryota, Dinophyceae, Suessiales, Symbiodiniaceae.
AUGUCAGUGGAGGAUGUCGCACAGGCCAACGAUCAGGUGCAGGCAUUGAUGCAGGAUUUCCUCACCUUCCAGAUUUCGGAGGACCAAAUCCACGAAGCGAUUCUCACGAUCAACAAGGGCGUUUUGAAAGCCUUGGGCCUCCGCUGGGAGGCUGUCAUCACAGAGGACUGCAUCAGCAUCCAACAAGUUUCAUUGGAGGCACUGGAGGAGAAGGCGCACCACUCAGCCUUCGACAGCGCGAAGCGCUGGGCCUUUUUCAACAAAGCUGCCCAAGCCGACUGGUGGGCAUGGGGCCGCUUCGCGUGA